This is a messenger RNA of Lolium perenne, 1773 nucleotides long. Its product is annotated as probable glucuronosyltransferase Os03g0107900. The record is from RefSeq and is a predicted model, not a curated record. NCBI's taxonomy places the organism in Eukaryota, Viridiplantae, Streptophyta, Magnoliopsida, Poales, Poaceae. Gene Ontology annotation, biological process: glucuronoxylan biosynthetic process. Gene Ontology annotation, molecular function: glycosyltransferase activity.
GCGCUUCGGUGUCCUCCCCUCCCUUCCCUCCCGUCACCAGCAAAGCAUAGCCAGCUCCGCGCGCCAUGAGAGAUCCCAAGCUACCCCGGCCGCCGGCUCCGGCGGCGGCGGCGGCGAGGCGAGGAGCCCCCACCUUCACCGGCAAGCUCCGGCGGCACUCCGCCUGGCUCCUCCUCCUCUGGUUCGCGCUCUCCGUCUACCUCUUCCUCUCCGCCGCCCCGCCCGCCGCCUCCCCGCUCCGCCCCGCCUUCCUCCUCCCCCGCUCCCUCGCCGUCACCUCCACCAAACCCCCCGUCCGGAUCUACGUCUACGACCUCCCCUCCCGCUUCAACCGCGACUGGGCCGCCGCCGACCCCCGGUGCGCGCGCCACCUCUUCGCGGCCGAGGUCGCGCUGCACGAGGCGCUCCUCAGCUACCCGCCCGCCCGUCCCGAGGACGCCGACCUCUUCUUCGUCCCGGUCUACGUCUCCUGCAACUUCUCCACCCCCAACGGGUUCCCGUCCCUCUCCCACGCGCGCGGGAUGCUGGCCGACGCCGUCGACCUCGUGCGCCGGGACGCGCCGUUCUGGAACCGCUCCGGCGGCGCCGACCACGUCUUCGUCGCGUCCCACGACUUCGGCGCCUGCUUCCACCCCAUGGAGGAUGUGGCCAUUGCGGAUGGCAUACCGAAGUUCCUGAAGAGAUCAAUCCUGAUACAGACAUUCGGUGUACAUGGUCCUCACGUGUGCCAGGAAGCGGAGCACGUGGUUAUCCCCCCACACGUGCCUCCGGAGGUUGCCCUCGAGCUACCAGAGCCGGAGAAGGCAAGAAGGGAUAUUUUUGCCUUCUUCCGGGGUAAGAUGGAGGUCCACCCCAAGAACAUCAGUGGCCGCUUCUACAGCAAGAAGGUGAGGACUGAGCUACUACAGCGUUAUGGUCGUAAUAGCAAGUUCUACCUUAAGCGGAAGCGGUAUGAUAACUAUCGAUCAGAGAUGGCCCGUUCUGUAUUUUGCCUCUGCCCGCUGGGCUGGGCACCAUGGAGCCCUCGGCUCGUGGAAUCUGUACUUCUGGGCUGUGUUCCUGUCAUAAUUGCUGACAAUAUACGCCUGCCGUUCCCUUCUAUCCUUCGGUGGCCAGACAUCUCGUUGCAGGUGGCUGAGAAGGAUGUCGCCAGUCUUGAGACUGUGCUAGACCAUGUUGUGGCGACUAACUUGACUGCAAUACAGAGGAACCUCUGGGAUCCUGCAAAGCGUAAGGCGCUUGUCUUCAACCGACCUCUGGAAGUGGGAGAUGCCACAUGGCAAGUGUUGAGGGAGCUUGAAAUUUUGCUAGACCGAUCUCAGAGGAGUUAUGUUGGAUCUUGGAGGUGAAAACUAGACAUUGAAGCACACUAACAAGGAUAUUUGGUUGGCUGCUGACAUCUCUGUUCAGUUGCAGCUGUGCAACAACGGUGUAGAGCUUACAAUUUUACCUAACUAACAGAAUCAGAUGUUGAGCAUGAGCUCUACCAGUGACAUGGUUUUUCCUUGCUAGAAGGUCAGAACAUCGGUUCCUCACAUUUCAUCCCAAUAUUUAGUGCUGAAUUGGACGGUUUGUGAGUCAUGUAGUGUAACAACAGAAUAGUGAUGGGCUGACAAGUGGGGCAAGGUCUGUACAGGAAAUUAGUUUUAUUCAUUUAGUUGUAUUUAUUAGUAGUGUGAAGAGCCUGAUUGAGAGGAAGAUUAAACAUUGUAUUAUAGAGGGAGGUAUGCAAACAUGAUCUGUGGAUAUACUUGUAGAGUUGUUCAACUGUUA